UAAGGUUUUAAACCGCUGUUGCUGUUCUAUUUUUAUUUCAAACAUCAUCUUGUAUAAUUAUUUUGAUCACCUGAAGCUGUUUAGUCAGUGCCGAUGUGCUGUGUAUUAACAUCUUCUUGCCUUUAAGCGUAAAAUCUCCUCAAUGGGAUCCGAUGAGAAGGAUUGGGUGGACGUGGCAAACAACGUUUUGUUGAAAUGUCACAUUAAUCUGAGGCUGGAACGGAUCUCGGAGUGUGAUGCAAAUGUGUUUGUGGCUUUGUAUGAGGCGAUCUUGGGAGAGAAAGUUCCAGAUUGUGUAGCUGCUGAACGUCAGGAAGAUGACAUCCACAAUGUGCAAUCUGUUAUUGACUCGCUGGCCUUAGACUACCUCCAGAUUAGUUUAUCUCACAUCACAGGUGAGAAUAUAGUCAGAGGAGAAAAAGAAUCCAUCAGAAACCUGUUGGAGAUUUUUGAUGGUCUGCUGGACUACCUCAUAGAACAGCAGAGUGAUGAGGAGCCCCAAAUUAAAGGGCUUAAUGGAAAAAACAGUGAUGCCACUGCAACUCUUCAACCUCGGAAUCAGGACAGAGACAAUACACAGUGUCGGGCCUUCAGCUUUCAAUCUGCACUCCAGUCCAGCGAACGUUCCCUCUGUUCCUGGAAUGGGGAUGAAUUCAAGUCAACCACUGAGCUCAUCAAACUGAGGGAUUCUGGCUGCAUGUUCAUGGCCAAACAAGAAGUGUUGCCUGCUGUCCUUCCUCAAGUGGAAACCUUAGAGAACGCGGUGAGCACGCAGACCACCCUCCUGAGAGAAUCUCUCUGGCCCACCAUUCCUCUCCAGCCUCCCUACCAGACCACCACCCAGAGACCCCCUUCCUCCACUGACAUGGCCCUGUUUUCUGAAGAGCAGACCAUACAGCAACCAGAAAACUCAUGUCACAAGAUUGGUCACUCAUCUGAAUGGGUUCAGAUCAAUGGAGAGUUGAACACUGAUGUUUCCAUGGAGACAGAGAAAUUUGAAUUCUGUCAGAGGGUAGUCCAUUCAGAAGAAUCUGAGGAUCAGGGAAAGGUAGACACAAGACCGAUCCUGUUCUGCACCAAGCCAGGCAGACACAGAGAGGUAGAGGAAAAAGAAGAGAGAGAGGAAGAGCAAGCUAACAGAUCAACAGACAUUUGCAUGAUGCAUACAGACGAGAGACAAGGUGCUAGGCAAAAAAGCGAUGGAGAUAGUUCUUUGUCUCUGCGCAGCCAGAGGAAUAAGGAGGCAGAGCGAGAACUACAUGAUAUGUCGGAGAAACUAUCUCAACGUCUGGAGGAACUUGAUCUGAUGUUGAAGCGUGCUCUGGGUGAGGUUGGAGAGAUGUGUGAGCCAGAAGAGGAAGAUAAACAGUCUCAUCAUAGCGACAGCAUCAUGGAAAGACGCACUCCUAAAAACAUAGGUUCAUGUCAUGCUAGAGCUCAUGCACACUCAUUGUUGGACUCCCCUCCAACUGCACAGCGCUCCUUCCAGCAAGAUGCUCUGAUCAAAGACCACAGCCAGCUACGGCAAAAGAACACCCAGAUCCCCAGAUCCUGCAUCAAGUCAUCUUGCUCUCGAUCUUCCCGAACCAGACUCCAACAGACAGCCAGAAGAGAGACCCAUUCCUUGAGAGUGAAGGAGAACAAUCUUCUUCCCAUUCUGCUGGAUGAGUUUCCGCAGGUGCAGCUCUCUCCUCACACUCUGUCCCGCAUGUGGAAACAACAGCUCAGACAGAUUGACCAGCUCAACUCCUCAAAAAACCAGAGCAGACACAUACUACCCAAACGUUUAAACCAACUGGAAGAAGCUCAGAAAAGACAUGACAUGCUGGUGCAGAUCAUCCGCAAAGAACAGGAACACAACAGUCGUCUGAGAGUGUUCAGAGAGAGCAUCCAACAGCAGAAGUUUGCUCAGAAUAAGCUGAGAGAACAGCGACAACAGUUUGCUCGUGCUAAAAAAUACUACAGUAUCUAUCACGUUCAGCUACGUGCCAAACUGAUGCAAGCAAAGACACAAGAGGAGCGAAAGCUCAAGCAGAUCUUUGAAGAAGGAUUGGAACGUCAGAAGGCUCAUCUGAGAGAGCAGCGAGCAUACAGUAAAGAACUGCUUCAGGAGAACUACCGCAAAUACCAAGAUGAGAUUGAAGCCAUGGAGAACUACUACAGAGACCAGUUUUCUUUAUUGGCCGAAACCUUAGCCCAUGAAAGGCAAGACAUACAAAUUCGUACAAAAGCACAGGAAAAGGCUCUGCAGAAAAUGAAAAGAGAGUUAAGGAAUAAAAUGGAGAAAGAGAUUGGCGAGCUGCAGAAGAUCAUUAUUCAGAAUGACGAAAAUAAUUAUUUCAGAGACUUGGAAGUGGAACGCUUACGGAAACAUGUACAGAUGGCAUCUUUCCAGUACACUACCAGAUGACUGCAGUGAUCGCUAGCCAAUUAAGCUGUGAUGGAUACUGAUUCCCAAUGCAUCUCUCUUACAUACUAAUCUUUAGAAAGGUACCUUAAAAAAAGUAGAUGAAAUUUAAUGUGUAAACAAUUUGAGAUGUACUUGCAUUGUUCUUGUAAAACAUUAACAUUACUGUAAUAUUGUUGCUUUGUUUUUUGUAUUUUUUUUUAAGAACACCUAAUGUUGCACCUGAAUACUGGCAUCAAGUCAGACAGAAGUCAGUAUCAGCUUUGAUCAGUUUAUAAUGGAAGGUUUUUUGGACUUUAAACUUGUCUAUAGGACAACAUUUGCAGUCUUGCUUUUCUUGCUAAACUUUUUAGUUACACUUUCACUGCUGAUAUAGUCUUUCAAUUUAUUGACCCUAAUCUUGAGAAACCUUUCACCUUAAAUGUGCUUCCCGAGUUAGUGUGUGAACUAGUGUCUUGUAAUAACACUAAUCAUGAUUGUUUUGGUAUUUACAUCAAACUAAAUGUUGAAUUGUUCUUGAAUAUCUUUUUACUGUAAAUUCAUAAAAAUAAAAAAAAAGGAAAUGCCGCACACUAUCAAUACUUGCAAAAAGUUUCACAAAAUAUUUAUUAGCAACAUUUCGGUCUCAUGACCUUCAUCAGGCAUAUGCCAUAUUGCUGAAUUAUGAUAUAGAAUUAUGCUUGGAUGUUUGAUUAUCCAAGUCCAUCUAGCACUGUUUUUGCUAGUAUUGAUGGUGUGCGGGAUUUCCCUUUGUUUUUUAGAUUUUUAACUUUUUUUGUUCAUCAGUUACCUGCAGGUGUGCAAUGGUAAUUGUUAAUUUCCUGUAAAUUCAUGCCAUGACUUAAUAAUUAAAUCUCAUGUUUUCUGAAUUUAGAUUCAAACAAUCAAUCUCUGAUGUAAAGGGAAAUAUUAGCCCAAAAAGGAAAUAUUUAGAAUAAAUUAUGAUCAAUAAAAUGUAUUUGGAUCAAAUAA
Messenger RNA from Rhinichthys klamathensis goyatoka, 3379 nucleotides. RefSeq names its product centrosomal protein of 95 kDa-like. The coding region runs from base 143 to 2410 and encodes 755 amino acids. NCBI's taxonomy places the organism in Eukaryota, Metazoa, Chordata, Actinopteri, Cypriniformes, Leuciscidae. The transcript is spliced from 20 exons. The record is from RefSeq and is a predicted model, not a curated record. Gene Ontology annotation, cellular component: spindle pole; centrosome.